Molecule: messenger RNA, 5163 nt
Organism: Mesocricetus auratus (golden hamster)
Lineage: Eukaryota; Metazoa; Chordata; Mammalia; Rodentia; Cricetidae
Gene: Tmx4
Product: thioredoxin related transmembrane protein 4
Exons: 8
Coding region: 130-1146 (338 amino acids)
Source: RefSeq, a predicted model, not a curated record
GGCGGCUCUGCAGGCGUGGCUGGGAGCGCGUCGCUGAGGCGGGUUGGGCUCGCCGCAGACCUCUGGGAGGGCGCUUGCUUGGGUUGAGAUACCCAGUCACUGUUCCCUGCCUCAGUGAGCUGAGCUACCAUGACAGGCAGCUACUAUGUCCCGGUGCUCCUGGCGGCCUGGCUCGGGGCGGCAGCGGCGGAGGGCCUGGAGCAGGCCGCGCCGCCGGUGGAGGAGAGCCGGGUGCAGCCCAUGACCGCCUCCAACUGGACGCUGGUGAUGGAAGGCGAGUGGAUGCUGAAAUUUUAUGCCCCGUGGUGUCCAUCUUGCCAGCAGACUGAUUCUGAAUGGGAGACUUUUGCAAAGAAUGGAGAAACACUCCACAUCAGUGUGGGAAAGGUAGAUGUCAUUCAAGAACCAGGUUUGAGCGGCCGCUUCUUUGUUACCACUCUCCCAGCAUUUUUUCAUGCAAAAGAUGGGAUAUUCCGCCGAUACCGUGGCCCAGGUAUCUAUGAAGACUUACAGAAUUACAUCUUAGAGAAGAAAUGGCAAUCAGUUGAGCCUCUGACUGGCUGGAAGUCCCCAGCUUCUCUAACGAUGUCUGGAAUGGCUGGUCUUUUUAGCAUCUCUGGCAAGAUUUGGCACCUUCACAACUAUUUCACAGUGACUCUUGGAAUUCCUGCAUGGUGUUCUUACAUCUUUUUCAUCAUUGCCACUUUGGUGUUUGGCCUAUUCAUGGGUCUGGUCCUAGUGGUGAUCUCAGAAUGCUUCUAUGUGCCUCUUCCAAGAGUUUCAUCUGAACAUUCUGAGCAGGACCAGAGGCCAGAGGAGGUAAAAGGAGCUAAGCAGCUGCAGGAUGCAGAGGAAGAAAAGGAUGACUCAAAUGAAGAAGAAAACAAAGACAGUCUUAUGGAUGAUGAGGAAGAGAAAGAGGACCUUGGAGAUGAGGAUGAAGCAGAGGAAUAUGAGGAAGAGGAAAACCUGGCAGAUGGCAUGGAUGAAGAGCGAAGUGACGCUAAUGAUGAAGGAGCACUGCAGGAACGCAGUGUGUCCCUGGAGGAACUUGAACCUGAUGAAGCUCAUUCAGCUACCACACAGGAGGCGGUAGAAGACUCACUGAGGCAGCGCAAGAGUCAGCAAGCAGACAAUGGACCAUAGAUUUCAUGAUGCUAUUUCUAAAACUACAGGCCAGAAAAAUGCAUCUGCUUCCCUCUGGUCUUCAGUUUAAACCAAAUCCUUAGUUUUUAUUUAUUUUUUAAUUUUUUUUCUGAAAGAGCAAUGUUCACUCUUAGAAGAUGAUCUCUGGUCCUGUGGUCACAUUGUUGUAAACCUCUGUGUCCUAAAGAGAGUCAGGGAGAGCAUUCAGCCACUAUGGAGUAAGGAUCUCGUGGGGAUUUAGGUGGAGAACAAGUUGAUAUAUUUGAGGGCCAAAGAGUCAACCAGAGGACUCCUCUCCGGUCCUCCAUAGCACCUUUAGAAAUGAAGCUACUGUAUUAAAAGGAGUGAGAGCAAAACCACAUUACUCCUGAGCAUCCUUGGAGUUCAGGAAGAGUCUUUAUUGUUAAGCAUUUGUUUUUGUCAUGUAAGAAACAUUGGAUACCACAUCCCCCCAAACACUUUCUCUUGGGGCUAGAAAUUCUAGAGAUCUUGCUAUAGAUACAACUUAAAAGGAUGAGGAGGAGGAGAAGAAAAAGAAGAAGAAGAAGAAGAAGAGGAAGAGGAAGAAGAAGAAGAAGAAGAAGAAGAAGAAGAAGAAGAAGAAGAAGAAGAAGAAGAAGAAGAAGAAGAAGAAGAAGAAGAAGGAGUCAUCUGAACUCUUUUGGUCUCUGUUGUCUUUUAUUUCUUACCUUUAAUUUCUGUGACUUCUGCACUGCUGGACUGAGGACUACCACAUUUCCUAAUUACUCUAUAGUAAGAGCAGCAGACAGCAGGGGUCUGUCUCCAUUACUCUUAUUCGACUUAAAGCUGUAGGUAAUCAAUCAUGGCUGAUGAGGCUAAAACUCCCAAGGAUCUCAAAGCACAUGCUGUAAUCUUUGGCAAUUCAAAAGGUAGUAGGGGUUUAAUAGGACAGGUGUAAACAAAGCACAAAUGGUUUGGUCAGCCUGUAGUACUUUCAGGAGAACUUAUUCAAGGGUUUCUUUAGCCAUGUUCUUUGUUUUUUUUUUUUUUUUAACCCAAAGGGCUUUGUCUUGUCAUUACAAGAUAGUUCUGUGAAGCUGACUUUAGGUCUGUGUUGUUUAGUUUCAUAUCAAGGGGUUCUCUGCCUCUGGAACCACUUUAAUAGUAACUGGAAAACAUGUUUGCUUUUCUUUUAGUGAUGUGCUUUUGGUGAAAAUUGAUGAAAGUCGGUAUCAAGAGAUGAAAGAUUUGAUUUUGUUUCCAUCUCCCUUAAUCCUCUAGAGAAUUGUAUUGUUAUAAAUUUCCCCCUACUCAAUCUGGUGUCAGUUAUCAAGGGAACCAGCUUCUUUAAAAACAUCUCUCCACCUCCUCUCCUACCCUUUCAUAUCUUUAGAAUAGAUUCAUAAAAUUAGAUUCUAGAUGUAUGAAAGAUGCCUAAAGUCAGUCUUAUACAAAACCCUCGGGUUGCGUCAGAAUAAUGAGUACAGGUUUGUGAAAUUCAAGAUGUUUCUGUCAUUUUAAGAAGGGAUAUGUAGUAUGUUUCUCUGACUGUUUAGAUAACCUUUUCUCUGCAUUAGCUGCCAUCAGGAGGCUCCAUGGUGGUAGAGGUUCAGAAUCUGCCCACCUGUACUGCAUGAGGCUGCUACAAACCUUGCACAAAGGCAGAUUUCAUUGGGACAAUUCAUUCUCUAUAAAUGUUUUUAUUUCAUCUUUGUAACUUAGUUAGCUGUCAACUCAAGGCUGAGGCCAUCACAGAACUGAAGUAUUGGGAGACCUUUCUGCCCUCCCUUGUUCCUGCCCUCUGACAUAUCUUUACUCAAAAGAGCCUGGUUCUGUGGUGGCUGUUAUCUUCCUGCUGGAGCUGAGAUGUAGCUUCUCUUCUGCCCGUGCCUUUCCUUCCCUUGUAAUCAGAUGCAUGGUGUGCUCAAGGAAUAAAUCCAGCUCAGAGUAGUGGGCAAGGGAAGGCUCCGUGUCUCUGCUUUGUGUAGUACCCCUCCUUCCUCUAAUUGAAGUACUGGGUUUUACUGGGAUGCUUGACCAGAGGGAAGGCUUGAAGAAUUAAUCUGCCCUGGCUUUUAGGAAUGUUUCAAAACCUGUUUCUAACUGGACUCCAAAUAGUACCUAAUUGUUCCAUGAGAUAUUAUGUUUCCUUUCUUAAUAAUAUUUACAUAAAUAGGAGGGUUGGGAGAGUCAUUGAGAAGAGGGUCCAGUUCAGUAAAACUUUAUUCAUCUAUAGGAAGCAUUUUUCCUAGCCUUUCCCCUUUUUAACAUCCUGGCAAAAAUUUGGUUUCCAGUAAAUAGUCAAGUAUCUACUUAUCUAAUAUAAUUUAUUUCUAUUUGAAGACUUUGGUUUAUUUUCAAUACUUAGAUGAUAUAAAAUUAAGGAGAAAAGUCAACUUAAAUCAGAUCAGUAUUAAUAUACUUUAUUUUUGUGUACAUAAUAAAUUUAAUGCAGAAGCUAAGUGCAUGGAAACAUGAUUACAUAAAACAAAACUAACUAUGCUUCUCCUCCAUGGCCAUAUUUGCUAUUUAAUUGUAGAAUGCUAUUUUCUGUAUGUUAAAAUCGGCGAUAGUGGAACAAGAGUGUACAGUGUUUUGUGUAUAGGUAGUUAGAGUAAGGUGCCUUGUUCUUUGUUGGAAUAUCUGAGAAUUCCACUUACCUCUUUUUUUUUAUUUCUUUUACUCUGCCUCGACUGUUCUGAACCAUGCCAGAUAGCUUAGAAUCUCAUGGAGGCAAUGCACAGGCAAUUUCAGUUUUUUGUUGUCAUUUGUUUGUUUUGAGGAUAAUCAUGGAACAGGUAAGGGAUAGCUCAUUCACUUCACAACCAUUGAACUGCAUGGCAAUCACUACAAUCUCAUCUUGUACCUAGGAUCUAUACCUGGUAUCUAUAAUGACUAGUGCAAUAGAAGGCAAACACACUUGAGACAGAUCAGCUUGAGACAGUAGAGAAAGCCACAUAUAUUUAAUUUUUAGGUCCAAACCCCUGGCUGAUAAUUAAUAUAUUGUCCCAUGAUUUGAGUGUAUGUAAGCUUGAAUAAGUGUCAGUUGAAACAUCGUUGGGGGAGGUGAUUAAAAUGCUAGUUAAGGAAUCUCUGCUGUGCGGCAUUUUAUAAGAUGAGGAACAAUACAGUCCAAAGGGAAGUUUUAGAGGAUUAGAAAGGGUGAAUGAUAUUUCUGCAUAAACCCUAAGUGUGAAGUGAGAGAAAGAGGGGAGAUUGGUGCUUUUGCUGGUGUGUGCAGUUUUUCUGUGUUCUUUCAGUGUCCCACUGCUAUUUCUGCCAGUAUUGUAUGUGUGUGACUGACUAACCUGUCAGACCUAUCAAGUGUUUGGAAGGCAUUUGUGUAAGUCUUGUGCCAACAGGGACUCUCCCAGUGUUGUGUCUCUUUACCGCAUUCUUGAAUUUGAUCCUCUUGAGAUUGUAGCUUGUCUGACAGCAGCCAAGGUGGAGUCUGAUGGAAUCUGCUGGGUCAGUUCUUUGAGCAGCUGCCCAAAUCAGGAGGUUCAACUGAGAAACCUUGGACAGCUUCAGCCCAGCACAUAGGCCUCAGAGGCAUAUUCUCUAAAGUGUGUAGACUGUGAUUCUGUUCACAUGUGACUUUGACUUGUUUCUAAUGUGGUUGAAUUUUAUUUGUUUCAAGACAGCUUUGUAGAAAUUUAAUUGUUAUACUAAAAAACUUCAUGUGUAAGUCAAUACAUUAUAAAAUGGUUGUGUUUAUUCUUUAUAUUAGUUUUGAUUAUUUAUCACAGUGUAUUUAUUUUCUUUACCUAUGUAUUCUGUGUUCUCUCAAAUAGAUGUGUAGCAACUGAAAUGAAAAAUCAUUGUAUCAUUUCAAGAACUACAUUGCCUGCAUUACAAAUGCUCUGAUCAGGGAAUUGUACAUAACCCUGAACCUACAUACUGCCAGUUGAUUGUCAAGUUCCAUUUGUGUCAAAACCAAUUAAUGGUAGUGAUGACCAAGUGAAACAGAAUGUGUACUGCUUUUUUCAUAUAAGUAUUUUCACACGAAAAGAAUUUGAGGAGGCAGUUGAAAAUAUUACUUUGUUAAGAAAACAA